AUAUGAAAAGGCCUUGGUCCAUACUAUCUACCAUUUCACUAAGUUCUUUAACUAUGGAACACUCUGAAUACACCAAUGGCAUUGAGCACAGUUUAUGUUACAAAAUAGUGUUCAACAAUUCAAAACGAUUGGUUGACAGAGGUGUACAGAUGAUUUUGAUAUGCUACCUAUCAGGCAGGUCUCCAGCUACAUUCUAUGGGCAAGCGUCAAGAAGAGGUUUGAAAAAAUUGAAGAGUCCAAAGUGUUCUACACAAGCCAAAAAGUACAGCCUUCCAAUAUUUCAUCACUAUUUAAUUGUUAUCGCCAGUUUAAUGGUAGAAAAUGAAUUAUCAUUUCAGACAUGGCUUGUAUCUUUAAAUAUGUUGAAAACAUGCUGUAGAUAGUGAAGAAAGAUAGAGAUAGAAAAGUAUUGUCAUUCCUUUAGUGCGGAAAGAGAAAGUCGUUACUUGAUGCUCCAC
Acanthoscelides obtectus is the source of this 458-nucleotide messenger RNA. Lineage: Eukaryota; Metazoa; Arthropoda; Insecta; Coleoptera; Chrysomelidae. The record is from the annotation of a GenBank genome assembly.